AUGGCCCCAGUCACAAAGGGCGUCAUCCUCGUCGGCGGCCCCUCAAAGGGUACCCGCAUGCGUCCUCUGACUCUGGACUGUGAGUGUCCCUCAGUGCGCCAUCAUCAUCCGCUGCGCAUCACGCCCUCUACACCUACCCACAUCAACGUCAACAUAAUCGACCCCGAACCCGAUCUGCUGUUCAACGUUCGUCGAGCUGACAUCACAGGCCCCAAGCCCCUCCUCCCCAUCGCGGGCAAGCCCAUGGUGUGGCACCCUCUCGCGGCGCUCGCGCAGGUGCCGGGACUCACCGAUGUCUUCCUCAUCGGCUUCUAUGAGGACAGCGUCAUGGCCCCGUUCGUGAAGGAGGCGCAGCGCGAGUUCCCCAAGAUCAAGAUUUCCUCCGUGUCCAUUGGACAACUGUUCGGCUACUCCUCCAGAGCGGCGCUGCUCUGCGAGUCGCAUUCGAUCUGCUACUUGUGUCAUGCGGUAGCUAACCCCAGCUACCUCCGCGAAUACAAGGCCCUCGGCACCGCAGGCGGGCUGUACCACUUCCGCGACGCGAUCCUGCGCGCCCCAGUGCCGGACCACAUCUUCAUCUGCAACAUUGACAUCUGCUCGACGUUCCCGUUCGAGAAGCUGCUCGACGUGCACACGAAGCACCGCGGUGUCGGAACGAUCAUGGGUGUACCGGUCAAGAAGGAGAAUGCGUCCAAGUACGGCUGCAUCGUGUACGACCCGGACACGAGUGUCGUGCUGCACUAUGUCGAGAAGCCGGAGAGCUACAUCUCCAAUACGGUCAACGGCGGAGUGUACCGUGAAUCGCCACCGAGUCCAGCACCGAGGGUGCUCUCCGGUGCGACUCCACCCUCAUUAUCCCCAGCUGCCCUAUGUCCUUGGAGUCAGCUAACGGCAGUGUUCGACAAGGCGGUCUUCGACAGCAUCAAGGUAGCGAUGGACGAGAAGACAGCCCGAGCAUCCCUCAACCCCCUAGCGCCGUCGGACGAGAAGCUGCAGCUGGAGGAGAACGUGAUUGCGCCCCUCAGUGCAGCGCGGAAGAUGACCGUGUUCGUCUGCACCGAGCCGUGGCGGCAGAUCAAGACUGCGGCGUCGGCAUUGGCCGCGUCCGCGCUCUACCUGGACAGCUACAAGGCUCAGCACCCGGAGCUGCUGUACCACCAGCAGAAAGACCAACAAAAGGACCAGUCCUCGUGUCCCACAAUCGUGGAGCCGGUGUACAUCGACCCGUCGGCAUCUAUCGACGCCAGCGCCAAGAUUGGGCCCAAUGUCGCCAUCGGCCCGGGCGUGCAGGUCGGCGACGGCGUGAGGAUAUGCAACGCUAUGGUGAUGGAGGGCUCUGAGCUCGCCUCGCAUGCGGUGGUGAGCCAGGCCAUCGUGGGCGAGAGGUGCAGCCUUGGCCUGUGGGCUCGAGUUGACGGCGAGCCGGAAAGGGAGGACGAGGAGGGCAAGCGCGACAUUUCCGUGAGCGUGCUCGCGAGUGAGGUCGCGCUCAUGCCCGAGGUGCAUGUGAGGAGCUGUAUCGUGCUGCCUAACAAGACGCUGGGCAAGAGUGCCGCGAAGCUUGUGCUGCUGUAA
Messenger RNA from Trichosporon asahii var. asahii CBS 2479, 1575 nucleotides. Its product is annotated as mannose-1-phosphate guanylyltransferase. Lineage: Eukaryota; Fungi; Basidiomycota; Tremellomycetes; Trichosporonales; Trichosporonaceae. Gene Ontology annotation, molecular function: transferase activity. The record is from RefSeq and is a predicted model, not a curated record. Gene Ontology annotation, cellular component: cytoplasm. The coding region runs from base 1 to 1575 and encodes 524 amino acids. Gene Ontology annotation, biological process: biosynthetic process. The transcript is spliced from 5 exons.